CCACGCGCUGCGCCAGUCAUCCUCACCCAUGCCCCUGUCAUCCUGUUAUCGCUGACCCUGGGGGCAGCAGUAAUGGGGGAGGGGCUGGCCCUAUUUUACAUACGAGGAAACCGAGGCUCAGAGUUGUGAGGGCCCUUGUCCAAGGUCACAUGGCUGCUGAGUAGCAAGCCCCGGAUGGAACCCGGACGUUUGCCCUCCCUUUCCUAGACUGCCAGCCUGUCCCCUUGCUUCUGGGGGUCUCAGCCUCUGUGGAUUCGGGUUGCUGCGUUUGGCUGUGGACACCAGAGGCCCCUUGGACUUCAGCCUCUCUGUGCCAUGGACUAUGCUGUGUGGCUUUGGGCAAACCAUGGCUCUCUCUGUGCCUCAUUUUCCCCAUUGGGGAGAUGGAUGCUUUGGAUUGAAAGAUUUUAGAGAGCUUCUGACCUGAGUCUGUGUAGCUUUGGGCAAAUCCUCUCCUACUCCAUGCCUCAGUUUCCCCAGCUCUAUAAAGAAAACACUGGUCUCUCUCACCAGAGUGACUGCGUUUUCCUCCUCUCUCAAAUGUGGUUUCUUCAUCUGGGGGUGGGAUUCUUGCCUUCUUCCUUGUAGGAUGACCUUGGGGGUCAAAUCAGACAGGAAACUGUGUGUACCCCAAGCAGAGGUGGAGCUUUGGGGCACGGGUGCUGGGUGAGCUUGCACCCUGCCGUGUGUCUGUCCUGCACGGCUCAGUCAUACCCUUUCACUGCACACGUCCAUCUAGAAGGGACCCCUCUGGCCCAGCACCAGUCACCAGAGCCAGGUCUGGUGCUCCCCUGGCCUCCAGCAGGUCCUUCGAGCUUUCCCAGCCCCGCUUGCUCCUGGCCUCAACCUCUCUGUCUAUAAAGCUGGGUGAAGAUAUGCUCAGACAUCAAGUGUGUUCAAGCUGGGACUGUGAUGUGAGGCCAGGGUCCUUUCUGUCUCUGGGCCAGGGUGGGGUCGCUGUACAUCUUCUCAGGGUCGAGGCAGGGGCCAAGGACCACACCAGCUGGCUCAUUUGAUACCCACCUUGCCAAUCCCCAAACCUUGCAUGGAGAUGAGCUGGAAAGCCACUGAGCCUCAUGGUACCCACAGGGAGGCACCUUCCCUGGGACCAGGACCUGGCUUGGCUGUGUGACCGUGCACAGAGCCCUUCGCUUCUCCAGCCUCAGUAUUUCCAUCUGUACAGGGGGUGUGGGAAGGGCUGGACCCUACCUCCCAGGCCCUGUCCCCCACCUUCCCUCAAACCUCCAGCCUUUGCCCUGUCCCCUUUGGUUGCUUUGGAUGUGAGGCCUCUGGCUGCCCCCUGGCCCCGUUCCCAGUGUCCCCAGCACUGCCUGGCUCUCGCUCUCUCCCUCGGCCCCCUGCCACGGCCUCUCACCACCCCCAUCUCUGCCUCUUCUCUCCUGUCGGGCUCUCGCUUGCUCCUCCCUCCUCUGUCUCUGGACCCCUGCUCCAGCCAGACCUGGUUCACAUUCAGAUGGCUGCAAAGAGAGGGGGACUGGUGGCUGGCACACUCGCUGAGCACGGGACAGACCGGUUACAUCCCCAGCAACUAUGUGGCACCCUCCGACUCCAUCCAGGCUGAGGAGUGGUACUUUGGCAAGAUCACCCGACGGGAGUCAGAGCGGUUACUGCUCAACGCCGAGAACCCGAGAGGGACCUUCCUUGUGAGGGAGAGUGAGACCACAAAAGGUGCCUACUGCCUCUCUGUGUCCGACUUCGACAACGCCAAGGGCCUCAACGUGAAGCACUACAAGAUCCGCAAGCUGGACAGCGGCGGUUUCUACAUCACUUCCCGCACCCAGUUCAACAGCCUGCAGCAGCUGGUGGCUUACUACUCCAAACACGCUGAUGGCCUGUGCCACCGCCUCACUACUGUGUGCCCCACAUCCAAGCCUCAGACCCAGGGCCUGGCCAAGGAUGCCUGGGAGAUCCCCCGGGAGUCCCUGCGUCUGGAGGUCAAGUUGGGCCAGGGCUGCUUUGGAGAGGUGUGGAUGGGAACCUGGAACGGCACCACGAGGGUUGCCAUCAAAACCCUGAAGCCAGGCACCAUGUCUCCCGAGGCCUUCCUGCAGGAGGCCCAAGUCAUGAAGAAACUGAGGCAUGAGAAACUGGUGCAGCUGUAUGCCGUGGUGUCGGAGGAACCUAUCUACAUUGUGACAGAGUACAUGAGCAAGGGGAGUCUGCUGGACUUUCUCAAGGGGGAAACGGGCAAAUACCUGCGGCUACCCCAGCUGGUGGACAUGGCUGCUCAGAUCGCCUCAGGUAUGGCCUACGUGGAGCGGAUGAACUAUGUGCACCGAGACCUCCGAGCCGCCAACAUCCUGGUCGGGGAGAAUCUGGUGUGUAAGGUGGCUGACUUUGGUCUGGCCCGGCUCAUAGAAGACAACGAAUACACAGCCCGGCAAGGUGCCAAAUUCCCCAUCAAGUGGACUGCCCCUGAAGCUGCUCUCUAUGGCAGAUUCACCAUCAAGUCAGAUGUGUGGUCCUUUGGGAUCCUGCUGACCGAGCUCACCACGAAGGGACGGGUGCCCUACCCUGGGAUGGUGAACCGUGAAGUGCUGGACCAGGUGGAGCGGGGCUACCGGAUGCCUUGUCCCCCCGAGUGCCCCGAGUCCCUGCAUGACCUCAUGUGCCAGUGCUGGCGGAAGGAGCCUGAGGAGCGGCCCACCUUCGAGUACCUACAGGCCUUCCUGGAGGACUACUUCACGUCCACCGAGCCUCAGUACCAGCCUGGGGAGAACCUAUAGGAACUGUGUGCACAGGACUGUCGCCCCUAGGCUUCUGGGUGUGGCCUCUGAUGCACCUGCCUCCCUUCACCCUCUCCCUGGGGCUGGGUUGCCUCAGGAACGGGGCAGCCUGGAAGGACAGGUUGAGGCUGGUACAGUGACUGCCCCACAGCCUGGCCUGGCCACAGGCCCACUCUGCAUUCUCUCUGGAGUCAGUCUACUUCUCGUAGAAGACAAUGGGUGAAGAGCAGGGGUUGGGAGGGAGAGGGCGGUUUUCCAACCUCAGCCCACUCCACUCACCUGGCUUCUCCCCACAUUCUUCACCCUGGGUCUGUUUCAAGCUGGCCAAAGAGCCUUUCCAAAGAGGAAUGAGGCCCAGCCCUUGGCCUAGAUCUACUUCCUGCCCCUGGCCAUCCUUGUUGGAGGCUUCUGGGUGGAAUUUUGGGUCUGGAACCAUCUUCCAUGGCUCUCAGGCUAGACAGCCCAAGGCCCAACACACGUUGGGAUAAGAGUCUGAGUGAGCGCUCCUUCAGCCCUGUCCUCCACAUGGGACCCUUGACGAUCACCAACACAUUGUCCUCAUUUCUCUGUUGGAAAAUGAAAUCCAGAGGGGCUGUGACUUGCCCAAGACCACGGGCAGUUCAGGGUUGAGGUGGGUUAGCACCUGGUGCUCCCUCUGUCUUCCUCAGGAACCAAUGAGAACUGUCCUUAAAGGCAAUGGACAGGCUGGGGCCUGAGACUGGUUUGCCGGUGGCAGAAUUCUGCCACUGACGCUCAUGGGUCUGUCGUGGGGGAAGAAUGGAGGCAAGCAUAACGCUGAGCCAGGAAUGAGGGGUGCAAAGUGAUGGUGUGGACCAGGGUCAGUCACAAUGUGGGUGGGCUUUGACCUUAAGCACCAGCCAUGAAAUGGAGUGAGCUCCCAGGCUGCAGAGGCAAUCAAGCGGAAGAGCUAAGAAGUUGGGAGCCCCAGUUGUCCUCCUUUUGUCCCGAUCAUUUCAACACCUGGCCCCUGCUCUCCGCCCAGCCCAUGCUGGUACCUCAGCUCAUGGGGAGGGAGGGAGCUCCUUGGCCAGGGAAAGGUGGGUGGGGACCCUCACUGCUGUGUCCCCACACUGGCCCUGCCCUCUCUCUGAGCUACAGUCUCUGCCGCUGUGGCUGUGGCCCAUGCCAUCGUUCAGCCCUGUACAGAUCACAGCUGGGAGUCCAAGGGGCCCACAGCCCCCGGACAGCAGUCAACUGACUGCUUGGUCCCUGACUCUUCUGCCCAGCCCUGGGGUAUGUGGUGGCUUCUCUCUGCCUCACUGUCCGCAUCUGUAAGGUGGGUAGUUGAUGGUCUGUGGCAUCUCAACUGAGGGCCCCUGUGUGUGUAUGUGUGUGUACAUGUGCCUGUGUGUCUUUCCUUGUGUCCAUAUUUAACAUGUAAAAACACCCCUACUCUCUCCCCAGACAUGACCAUUUCACCCACUGCCCCAUCACAGCAAUAAUGUCCCCACUGCUGGGGCUUCGAGCCAGCCAGGCCCUGCUUGCAGGGAAGGAGGCCAAGCUUGGCCUGCUCUGACAUUUCCACUUCCCUCCCAUCGUCUCUUGCCCAAGUUUUCCCAUCUACCUGGCAAGUCUGAGCUUGCCACCCCAUUCUCCCCACCCCACUCCAGCUACCCAAGGACCUUUGUAUACGGUGGCCUCAACUGUCCUGUUUUCUUUUCUUUUUUUUAACAGUGUUUUGUAGAUUUCAGAUGACUAUGCAGAGGCCUUGGGGACCCUCCAGCUCUGGGCAGGACCUGGGGAUCCCACAUUCCAUGGCCCAGGUUUAGAAGGAGGGGAACCCAGAACUGGUUGUACAUACUUUGCAUACUGUCUGAUUAAACACAAACAGACCUCA
Messenger RNA from Peromyscus californicus insignis, 4605 nucleotides. It is a transcript of the gene Src, whose product is annotated as SRC proto-oncogene, non-receptor tyrosine kinase. Bases 1077 to 2747 code for a protein of 556 amino acids. Gene Ontology annotation, cellular component: extrinsic component of cytoplasmic side of plasma membrane. The transcript has 10 exons. Gene Ontology annotation, molecular function: growth factor receptor binding; ATP binding; non-membrane spanning protein tyrosine kinase activity. Gene Ontology annotation, biological process: epidermal growth factor receptor signaling pathway; bone resorption; innate immune response. The record is from RefSeq and is a predicted model, not a curated record. NCBI's taxonomy places the organism in Eukaryota, Metazoa, Chordata, Mammalia, Rodentia, Cricetidae.